AUGGUGUCGAAAAGGAUCAAGUACGCCCGGGCGCAUCUCUCGCGGCGCCGGCACACUGCGAUCUUGUCGAGGCCUCUCUUGAGACGCAUUCAGAAGACCGACUUCAACUCCCUGUCACGGCCCUUCUCGGUGAGCCGCGCAGCUCUCAAGGCCCGCGCGACCAAGCGGACCAAGAUGAUGGCCCAGCCGAAGCGAAUCAUGCCGCGCUACGAGAGCCACGGUCAAACCGCCCUGCUUCACGCCAGGAUGUACGUCUCUAGCGCGGGCAAUCGGAAUCUGCUGGCCAACAUAAGCGGGAGGCUCCAGGCGAUUCGCAAAUCAAGAUACCAGAAGUACCGAGUUAUCAGCAACUCGCUAGCCCAGCGGGCCGCCGCCAGAGAGUUGAAGAUUAGGAAAAAGUUGCACCAAGUUCUCAGCAAACCGGCGGAUUGGGAGAGGCACUACAAAGUCCUGGCGAGGCUCGCUGCGCCCAAGAGCACACACAGACCACCGAAGCCAAAGAAACAUCGGGCUAGCGCAAAGGGCGGAAAGGCCGGGAUCAGGCGGCUGUUUGACCCGAAGCGGACAAACAUGCUGGCCCAGCCGAUGACGAAGCAUCAGGACCACGGGCGGGAUCCCUUUUCCGUGGCCCGUUCCGCCCUCAGCUACAAGAUAACCGAGCACGUGGUUAAACUCGCCACCGUCGAGCCGAAGCAGCCCCCGCGCUACCUACAACCCGGUGCUGUCCGGCCCGGCGCGCUGCAGUACGUCGCGAGCGAUCGAAUUGUGGUGCUGGCGAAACCGGCCGAGCGGCAGCCAGGAUUGGAGACCAACCUCAAGGAGAACGCGUUUUCGGUCCUGCCACGGGCUCUAAAGGCGAUCUGCCGGCCGCGCGUCAAGGUCCUCGCCAAUCCGAAACACCGCGUCCGUAGGUCCUGA
Messenger RNA from Copidosoma floridanum, 918 nucleotides. RefSeq names its product Testicular haploid expressed gene (gene Theg). The record is from RefSeq and is a predicted model, not a curated record. Lineage: Eukaryota; Metazoa; Arthropoda; Insecta; Hymenoptera; Encyrtidae.